AUGAACCCUAGCAUCUCGAUUCCCGACCGUCUUCCGGUCUUGCCACUCCCGUAUCCUCUGGUUCUGCAUCCCAACCUCCUCCUUUCCAUCAACAUCUCCUAUGCACACUCUCUCAGUCUCCUCAAGGCCGCCUUGCAGUACUCGGCGCUCAAGGACGACGUCGAGUCCAAUAACGACGCUGCUGCGCGUACUCGCGGUGGCCGCUCCAAGUUAGACUCGAACAAGCCUAUUAUUAUCGCCUGCGUACCCACCCUUAUCGCUCCCAACGGCACUGCUUCCGCCGACAAGCCAGCGACUCGCGCUACUAACCCAGCGCUGCCCAGCGAUGCCAAUCCGCACAAUCUCACCACCACCCCCGAAGAUAACAACACGCGCAUCCGCAUCAACGACCUCUACGACUGGGGUUGUGCCGCUCGUCUCAUGCGUCUGGUGCGCAACCCACAAACACAGACAUGCACUCUCCUUGUCUCUGGUCUCACCCGUGUCCGCAUCGACCGAUGGCUCUCGAUUCGUACCUCUCUUACCGCAACCACUAUCGACCCUAAGAGCAAUCUUGCCAUCCCCGACGUGCCCAUCCCGCUUGCCACUGCCACCGCCUUUGUCGACGAAGAGUCGUGGCCCACCUUCCCAGAAGCUUCACCGGGCGAUAUUGACCUCGUUGUCAAGCUGAAAAAGUCGUCUGCCGAGCUCAUCGAUGCCAUCGCACAGCUCAACCCUCCCAUCGAUGGCUCUACACACAUCCCAUCUCCCAUCGUCGGCCCGGCUCUGCCUCUGAUGCCAGCUAGCUUGCUCAAAAAGCUUCGCGGCUUUAUGCAAGACUGCCGCGAGUCGCAAGCUGCCCUUCUCGCCGACAUUGUCAUUGGUACCCUCGGUGGCGCCUGCGAAUGGUCCGAGCGCGUUGCUAUCCUCGGCGACUGGGAUCAGCGCGAGCGAGUCCGCCACUCGGUCGAUGCCAUUCAGAACGGCGUCAAACGCGUCAAGCUCGCGCGUGAGCUUCUCACCGCGCUAUCAUCUCCGCUUAAUUCCAACAACAAGGAGACUGUCAUUCGUUCACAACUGGAAGCCUUGCUCAACCAACUCGCUGCGCUCAAUCAGGGCGUGGCUGCUCGCAUCUCGGCCAUCUCGUCCAACUCGGGCGACAAGGACGACGCCAAGUCAGGCUCAGGCAUCAUCAUUCGUGCCCCUCCCUCUCGCAACAACCAUGCCAACGACAAUGGCAACGGUCCCGUCAUCACCGGUCCCCUUGGUACACGUCGCGGAUCCAAACCUGGCAACAAGGGCAUGUCCGGCGGCGGCCUUCCCGGAGCCGGCAAUGGCGACGACGACGAGGAUGAGGUUGCCGAACUCGCAAAGAAGCUAGAACAGGCACGUCUGAGUCCAGAAGCGCGCAAGGCCUGCGACAAGGAGCUUAAGCGACUCACGCGCAUUCCGCAGCAGAGCGUCGAGCGCGGUGUCGUCAUCACGUAUCUCGAGAUCAUGGCCGAACUGCCGUGGGACAAAAUCACUGUUGACGUCGAAUCCACGCGCGAUCCCAACGACAAGGCUCUUGUUCUGCACAAAAACAGCAAGUCGACUCCUGCACCAGAGGAGGGCAUCGUCGACCGCGCUCGACGCAUUCUCGAUGCUGAACAUUACGGUCUCGAGAAAGUCAAGAAGCGUCUCAUAGAGUAUCUCGCCGUCCUUGAACUCAAAACCAACCAGGCUCGCGAACGCUUCGAAGCCGAAGAGGCUGCCGAGCUCAAGACGAGCCAAGAGCGUCGCAAGGGUACACCCUCAGCCUCCACCGACGAGGCUGUCGCCGCCGAUGAUGACGCAGCCGCCCUGUCGGCCGACCUCGAGGAUGGCGAGGAUCUGGUUGCGCGCGAGCAAGGCAUCACCAGGGAGGAGAUCGAGGAGGAGAAGCGUCGUCGCCGCAACGAAAAGUUGCGUGUCGGCGACAAGGGUCCCAUCCUGCUGCUUGUUGGUCCACCGGGAACAGGUAAGACUUCGAUCGCCAAGUCGCUCGCAUCAGCGCUCCAGCGACCUUUUACCCGCCUCUCACUUGGCGGUGUUCGCGACGAGGCCGAGAUUCGUGGUCAUCGCCGCACCUACGUCGGAGCCAUGCCCGGUUCGAUCGUGUCGUCGUUGCGUAAGGUGGGUGUCUCUGAUCCCGUCAUUUUGCUGGAUGAGGUGGACAAACUGGGAAGCGGCAACGGUCUGCACGGCGACCCCAUGGCUGCCAUGCUUGAGGUGCUGGAUCCCGAGCAGAACCACACUUUCAGCGACCACUACAUCAACGUACCCAUUGAUUUGAGCCGUGUGCUGUUUAUCGCGACUGCCAACUCGCUCGACACUAUCUCGCCCCCCUUGCUUGACCGUACCGAGGUGAUCCACAUUUCUGGCUACACGCACGAUGAAAAGACGGCGAUCGCUCGUCAAUACCUUUUGCCCAAGCAGAUCAAAGCGCAAGGGCUCACGUCGGACCAGCUGGUGGUGACUGACGAGGUGCUGCUCAAGGUGGCAAUGGGCUACACGCGUGAGGCUGGCGUACGAACGCUGGAACGAGAGAUUGGUGCGUUGGCACGAGCUAAAGCGGUCGAGUACUCGCAGUCCAAGAAGGGUACCCUGCGCGACGAGCACGGCAAGCCAAUCGAGUAUGAUCCGGUCAUCCGCGAGGCCGAUUUGGAAAAGUACCUCGGACCCGACACGUACGAGCCAGAGGUAGCCGAAGCCAAUGCUCGACCCGGUGUGUCGACGGGUCUGGCCUACCAGGGCUCUGGCUCGGGAGGUAUUCUGCACAUCGAAUCGCUGCUGCUUCCGCCGGGCAGCGGCUACCUCAAGCUGACAGGCUCGCUAGGCGAUGUGAUUCGCGAGUCGGCCGAGUUGGCCUUGUCGUGGGUCAAAGGCAAUGCGUUUCAGCUGGGUAUCAUGCACACGCGCGAUUCCGAGUUUCCCAAGAAUGACAUCCAUCUGCAUUUGCCGUCGGGUGCUAUCCCCAAGGAUGGACCGUCGGCUGGUGUAGCUAUGACGUGUGCGCUGGUGAGUCUAUUCACCAAGACGCCCAUCUCGCCGUACCUUGCCAUGACGGGCGAAGUAACGCUACGAGGUGUGGUGAUGCCUGUGGGUGGCAUUCGCGAGAAGCUCACAGCGGCAUCGCGAGCUGGUAUUCGCAAAGUGCUGCUCCCGCACCGCAACCGAAAAGACGUCGAAGCUGACCUGCCCAAGAAGGUGCGCGACGAGCUGGAGAUCAAGUACGUCAAGACUGUGUGGGAAGCAAUGGAGGCGGCGUUUGGCAACAAGCUCUUUGAGAAUGCCGCUCUGGCUCUCGAGGCGAAUGGCUUCGGCCACGAGCACGAGGGUAUUCGUGAAGGCCGCCGUCUGAUGCACGACAUGGAGGAUUCUCGUUUGUAA
Messenger RNA from Mycosarcoma maydis (corn smut), 3390 nucleotides. RefSeq lists its product as uncharacterized. Gene Ontology annotation, cellular component: peroxisomal matrix. The transcript has a single exon. The record is from RefSeq and is a predicted model, not a curated record. Gene Ontology annotation, molecular function: ATP hydrolysis activity; ATP binding; serine-type endopeptidase activity. Gene Ontology annotation, biological process: protein processing; protein targeting to peroxisome; protein catabolic process. The coding region runs from base 1 to 3390 and encodes 1129 amino acids. NCBI's taxonomy places the organism in Eukaryota, Fungi, Basidiomycota, Ustilaginomycetes, Ustilaginales.